Homalodisca vitripennis (glassy-winged sharpshooter) is the source of this 2208-nucleotide messenger RNA. RefSeq lists its product as uncharacterized. Lineage: Eukaryota; Metazoa; Arthropoda; Insecta; Hemiptera; Cicadellidae. The record is from RefSeq and is a predicted model, not a curated record. The coding region runs from base 1 to 2208 and encodes 735 amino acids. Gene Ontology annotation, molecular function: zinc ion binding; catalytic activity; nucleic acid binding. The transcript is spliced from 2 exons.
AUGCCUUUUGGGAAGAGCUCGAAAACCAUUCGUUCUCCACCUCAAGGUGCUUUUUCGGGAGCUCAAUCGGCUAGGUCAUCAACGUCCGAAGAAAAAGACGCGCUCAUGGAGAUUGCUGAAAGCACGUUCAAUAAGGACGGUACACUUCUCAAUGAGAACCUACAUGGGAAAGAUAACAGGGAGAGUACGAAUGUGACGGAGCAGCCUAAGAGUCUUGCGAGAGCAGUCUCCAAUUUAGAAUCUCUUAGGCAAUUGGCUGACACGGCAAACACUGAAGAGGAACAGGGCCUCAAAGCCAUUGAAGAAGUCCUGAAAGAAUUUGAAGCCGUUAUGAAGACGAACCAUCGAGUCCCUACUGUAAUUAAGAGUGGCGUGGCGAGGAUCAGGGAGUCUUUGUACGGAAUCCACACGAGCCGGAAGCAGCGUAGUGAGGCAGUCACCUCGGAACGAGAAUUGGUCGGCGCCACUACCUCUCCAGUCGAGAUGAGGAGUGGUAAGAGGAAGAGGGCAAUGCCAGAUGAAGUUGCAAGACUGGAGGUCAACUUGCCUCCUCUAACGAUAAGUAACCCGGUGGGGAGUGGCACGCCGGCUAGGGCUAGUCCUGAGCCGGUCACCCCACACCUGAAAAAGGGCCCAUCUAACGCCGAACGGGUCCACUCAGAGGAGCAACUCUGGCAAGAAGACCGUCAGAAUAGGAAGAAAAGGCUUAGAAAAGAAAAGCAAGCUGCGAAGAUCGUAAAGAAGAAUUCCGAGGCUGUGCAGAAACAGGCAGCUCCUGCCGCCUCCUCUGCAACGGCAAAGCUGAGGAAAGAAGAGAGGAGGAAGACGCGUCCGGAUGCAGUCCUCAUUCGAUCAACCACUGGUAAGUCGUAUGCGGACCUGCUAAAGGACAUCCGUUCAAAGAUAAAGCCGGAGGACUCGGGGGCGGAAGUCAGGGCUAUUCGUCCGACCCGCACCGGGGGUCUUCUGGUGGAGCUCGGGUCGAAGACCACAGACAAAGACGGGUUCAGCUCGGCUUUGAAGACGGCCAUUGGCGAGAGCGGCACCGUCAGUGUUUUAGAGCCUAGAGCCUCGAUAGAGAUCCGAGAUCUGGACAGUCUCUCAACGGCGGAGGAGGUUCAGGAGGCUGUUGAAAGGGAGCUCGGUGCUAGCGCAGGGGUGGUCAAGGUGUUUCUGACACAACCAAACAAAAGGGAGCAGAAACUCGCAGUUGUCUCUCUGUCUGAGCGGGGAGUUAAUCAGCUGCUGAGGACUUCAAAAAUCAAAAUUGGGUGGGUCAAUUGCAGGAUUCGUCGAAGGGUGGAAGUGACCAGAUGCUUCAGAUUUUUCGGCUACGGCCAUCUGCAGACAGACUGCAAGGGACCCGACAGGAAGGCAUUGAACCUUUGCCUGAAGUGCGGGGAGAGCGGACACAAGCGAGAUACCUGUGCUGCUAAAGCAAAGUGCUUUCUGUGUGCUAACGAAGAUCAGGACACAGUUGACACCAAGCACACUCCUGGCUCGAGAACCUGUCUCACGUUUAAGAGAGCUCUUGAGGCUUCUAGAACAAAAAAAGUGAUGCGUGUGCUCCAAGGCAAUCUCCAUCGUAGUCGAAUCGAUCUGCUCAUCUUAAGCGAGCACUAUCGUGACCGGGUUGGACCCAACUGGUUUCCGGACUAUCUGGGGACCACUGCCAUCUGGGUCCCGAAUACCAACGUGUUGGUUAAAGGUCACGGUAGGAGCAGAGGAAUUGUAUGGGUGAAUGCCAGCGACGCAAUUUUUGUGAGCUGCUACUUCUCACCUAAUGUUAACAUAGCAGAUUUCCAGAAUCAGCUGGAUGACCUAGAGGAUAUUAUCUUGACCCUAGGUAACAGUAGGAUAAUCUUAGCUGGAGACUUCAACGCCAAGUCUGUAGAGUGGGGCAUGCCUGCGACGGAUGUAAGGGGUUUCCGGAUUUUGGAGAUGGCAGCCCGGACCGGUUUAGUGGUCUCUAAUGUGGGGAGUGCACCCACUUUCAGAAGACCAGGUUACAGACAGACCAUCCCCGAUGUCACUUUUUCGUCGGAGGGACUCGCAGGAAGAAUCACGGACUGGAGGGUGAUCGAGUAUUAUACCGGUUCCGAUCAUCAGUACACCACCUUCAGUCUUAUCGGAAGCAGACUGAGCCGAAUCGUACCAACUCGGGCUUCAGGCUGGAAUGCUUCUAGGCUCAGUGCUGAAUCCUUCUAG